Molecule: messenger RNA, 1059 nt
Organism: Auanema sp. JU1783
Lineage: Eukaryota; Metazoa; Nematoda; Chromadorea; Rhabditida; Rhabditidae
Source: the annotation of a GenBank genome assembly
AAAACAGAUAAGAUACUCGAUUCUUUCAUAGAAGAAAGAAGAAUACGAUGGAAGUUUAUAACACCCCAUUCUCCAUGGAAAGGAGGGUUCUACGAGAAAAUGAUAGGAGUAACAAAGAAAAUUUUAACGAAGAAUUUAGGUAUAGAAGCGAUUAGCCUGAACGAGCUCGCCGCAUUACUGAGUGAAGUAGAGAACAUCGUGAACAAUCGACCUUUAACUAACAUAGCCUCAUGUUUCGAUCGAGUGAUAACGCCAUUAAGCUUAGAGGUGUACCACCCAAGUAACUUAAAACACAACUCCCUCGACAGUGAGAGGAAAGAUCUGAUAGAAAACAAGAAUGAUGUUAAAACAUGGAUGGAGAAAAACAACAAGAUAAUAAGAAACAUUUGGGAAGAUUGGUCAGCAAUUUAUAUAGAAGAACUAAGAGUGAACCAUACACGCUUCGGUAAAGGUGGAAAUUACAGUAUACAAACCCCCAAAGUGGGAGACAUUGUAAUGUGCGUAGAAAGCAACACUAAAAGAAACAAAUGGCCUUUAGCCAGAAUAGAGCAGCUUAUCGUUUCUGAAGACGGUCAAAUAAGAACAGUAAUAAUAAGAAAUAAGGAACACAAUAAGCUCCGAAAAUCGGUAAAUCACUUGAUUCCUCUUGAACUGGAUCAACAGGAUACCGUAUCCACAAGUGUUCAUAUUGGAAAAGACGUACAGAACAAACAGCCAAUCAGAGACGAGCAAGUAUUCAAACAGCCAAUCAGAGACGAGCAAGUAUUCAAUCAGCCAAUCAGAGACGAGCUACUACUGGGUCAACCAAUAGGCGAGGAAUCGGGUGAAAGUACACUUACAGGCGCUACAGUACACACAGUACAGAAAAAAACGAACGAGAACGAGAAAGAUGAACUCAAUACAGUACAAAACAGUACAGUUCAGCAUGAAACACAUAGGAAAGAUAUAUCUUCUAUCAAAGAGAGAAAUUUGGGAAAACACGAAGUAAGAGGUUUUAAUGGAGCAUGGGAAGAAAGACUCAGAGAUAUUCCCAAGAAAAGCUAUAGUAGAUAUUUUUAG